Molecule: messenger RNA, 558 nt
Organism: Aaosphaeria arxii CBS 175.79
Lineage: Eukaryota; Fungi; Ascomycota; Dothideomycetes; Pleosporales
Exons: 2
Coding region: 1-558 (185 amino acids)
Biological process (GO): protein folding in endoplasmic reticulum
Cellular component (GO): EMC complex
Source: RefSeq, a predicted model, not a curated record
AUGGCCUCAGCACCUCCGCCGCCGCCGCAAUGGGUCCUCGACCUUAACUCCCCACCUCCAGCCAGCUCCAAGAAUGCAUCGAUUCCUGACCCGCCAGGGUUCACCGCUCCUUUAAGCGCAAAGCAGCGAUCGCAAGCAUCGAAACAAGCCACUAGACAACCUCCCUCACCAGAAGAGAUGGACACGUUGAAGAUGAAGAAGGCCUGGGAGUUGGCAAUUGCCCCAGCGAAGCAACUACCGAUGAAUGCUAUUGGAAUGUACAUGACGGGAAAUACCCUCCAGAUUUUCUCCAUCUUCAUGGUCUUCACUCUGUUCAAGACACCCGUCAUGGCUGUCAUCGGCCUACAACGCACUUUUGCUCCUUUCGAAACUCCUGGCACAUCAGGUCGCCUCCUUGGUGUCAAGCUUGUUUACGUCCUGAUGAACAUAUUGAUGUUGGGAUUGGGAAUCUGGAAGGUCAACCAAAUGGGCUUGUUGCCAACUACAAGGUCGGAUUGGCUGGCUUGGGAGAGCGAGAGGAGUUGGUCAGAAAGAGCCGUGCCACGCGAGUGGUUGUGA